Messenger RNA from Arabidopsis thaliana (thale cress), 1241 nucleotides. It is a transcript of the gene NAC066, whose product is annotated as NAC domain protein 66. The transcript has 2 exons. Gene Ontology annotation, biological process: regulation of DNA-templated transcription. Bases 50 to 1054 code for a protein of 334 amino acids. The record is from RefSeq and is marked reviewed. NCBI's taxonomy places the organism in Eukaryota, Viridiplantae, Streptophyta, Magnoliopsida, Brassicales, Brassicaceae. Gene Ontology annotation, cellular component: nucleus. Gene Ontology annotation, molecular function: DNA binding.
GUUAGUUAUAAACUCGUUCUAUUUUCUUCUCCUUUUUCUAUCUUUAGCAAUGAACAUAUCAGUAAACGGACAGUCACAAGUACCUCCUGGCUUUAGGUUUCACCCAACCGAGGAAGAGCUCUUGAAGUAUUACCUCCGCAAGAAAAUCUCUAACAUCAAGAUCGAUCUCGAUGUUAUUCCUGACAUUGAUCUCAACAAGCUCGAGCCUUGGGAUAUUCAAGAGAUGUGUAAGAUUGGAACGACGCCGCAAAACGAUUGGUACUUUUAUAGCCAUAAGGACAAGAAGUAUCCCACCGGGACUAGAACCAACAGAGCCACCACGGUCGGAUUUUGGAAAGCGACGGGACGUGACAAGACCAUAUAUACCAAUGGUGAUAGAAUCGGGAUGCGAAAGACGCUUGUCUUCUACAAAGGUCGAGCCCCUCAUGGUCAGAAAUCCGAUUGGAUCAUGCACGAAUAUAGACUCGACGAGAGUGUAUUAAUCUCCUCGUGUGGCGAUCAUGACGUCAACGUAGAAACGUGUGAUGUCAUAGGAAGUGACGAAGGAUGGGUGGUGUGUCGUGUUUUCAAGAAAAAUAACCUUUGCAAAAACAUGAUUAGUAGUAGCCCGGCGAGUUCGGUGAAAACGCCGUCGUUCAAUGAGGAGACUAUCGAGCAACUUCUCGAAGUUAUGGGGCAAUCUUGUAAAGGAGAGAUAGUUUUAGACCCUUUCUUAAAACUCCCUAACCUCGAAUGCCAUAACAACACCACCAUCACGAGUUAUCAGUGGUUAAUCGACGACCAAGUCAACAACUGCCACGUCAGCAAAGUUAUGGAUCCCAGCUUCAUCACUAGCUGGGCCGCUUUGGAUCGGCUCGUUGCCUCACAGUUAAAUGGGCCCAACUCGUAUUCAAUACCAGCCGUUAAUGAGACUUCACAAUCACCGUAUCAUGGACUGAACCGGUCCGGUUGUAAUACCGGUUUAACACCAGAUUACUAUAUACCGGAGAUUGAUUUAUGGAACGAGGCAGAUUUCGCGAGAACGACAUGCCACUUGUUGAACGGUAGUGGAUAACGGAAAUGGAAGAGAGGAAGUGACUAAGUGAGUGACAUACCAAAACAUUGUGUAGAAAGAUAUAAUAAUCAUCAUACCAUAUAUAUAGUUGUUGAAACUUUUACGGUAUAAAUGGUCAGAUUGUGAUAAUUACAGUACGUAGUUAUGUGAUAUCAUUACAGAAAAUAAAAGUUCUCUAUAUCUGUGU